AUGGCGGGCGUGCUGUUCGAGGAUAUUUUCAACGUUAAAGACAUCGAUCCAGAGGGGAAGAAGUUCGACAGGGUGAGCAGGCUCCACUGCGAGUCCGAGUCCUUCAAAAUGGACCUGAUCCUCGACAUCAACAGCUGGCUCUACCCUAUGGAACUUGGUGAUAAAUUUCGUUUGGUUCUCGCGACGACCUUGAGGGAGGACGGCUAUCCGGAUGGAGGGGAGUGGAACGCGACGGAACAGGAAGGCGGUUCCAGAGCAGACAGCUUCGAGUACGUGAUGUCCGGCAAGGUUUACAGAAUCGAAGGUGACGAGGCCAGCAAUGAACCCAGCAGUAGACUAUCUGCCUACGUAUCCUUCGGGGGAUUACUGAUGAGGUUACAGGGUGAUGCAAACAACCUACACGGUUUCGAGAUCGACCAGCAUAUGUACCUACUCAUGAAGAAAUUAGCGUUCUAACUGCAUGUCACA
This is a messenger RNA of Habropoda laboriosa, 468 nucleotides long. RefSeq names its product DNA-directed RNA polymerases I, II, and III subunit RPABC3 (gene Rpb8). The coding region runs from base 1 to 456 and encodes 151 amino acids. Gene Ontology annotation, molecular function: DNA-directed RNA polymerase activity. Gene Ontology annotation, biological process: DNA-templated transcription. The record is from RefSeq and is a predicted model, not a curated record. Gene Ontology annotation, cellular component: RNA polymerase II, core complex; RNA polymerase III complex; RNA polymerase I complex. The transcript is spliced from 4 exons. Lineage: Eukaryota; Metazoa; Arthropoda; Insecta; Hymenoptera; Apidae.